Messenger RNA from Paramormyrops kingsleyae, 2803 nucleotides. RefSeq names its product PDZ and LIM domain 5b (gene pdlim5b). Gene Ontology annotation, molecular function: muscle alpha-actinin binding; actin binding. Gene Ontology annotation, biological process: heart development; muscle structure development; actin cytoskeleton organization. The record is from RefSeq and is a predicted model, not a curated record. Lineage: Eukaryota; Metazoa; Chordata; Actinopteri; Osteoglossiformes; Mormyridae. Gene Ontology annotation, cellular component: stress fiber; adherens junction; Z disc.
UUACGGAAAGGACUCGUGAGACGAUCUAAGACGAUGAAUAACAAACCCUUCAAGGUGCAUUUUCUAACAGGACUGAAAGAUGGUCGGAAGAAAAGAAAAAAGUAACGGGUGCAUAAAUAAAAAUUCACUACAGUAGUUUAUUUCACUCCGUUUAACAGGAUUCGUGCAGUUUUAACUGUCUCUUUUCAUCUGCGAUUUACUGAAGAAGGAGGAAAGUUUACAGCCAAUAAACAGAUUUAAAAAGAGCCUGUGCCGUUUCCACUCUCCAGCAUGUGGCGUGGUGCACAUGCCACAUGACAAAGAUCGGGGAUCUCAACUCCUCUAUCCGACACUGACAGUCAGGCAGCCAAGUGACUAAAUAAGUUUCAAACGCCCAAUUUACAUGACGGUCGGACGUCGAGGAGGCCGAAUCCAGGUGCAGUGCUGUAAUACCGGACACGCAUAUAAAUCUGCGCCUGUGUGAUCGCACGUUGUCAAAGUGAGGACACACGCCGCCUCUGCGGCUGACUCGGCUCGGCGCUUCCCACCGCCGCAGGGCAUCGACGCGGAGGAAUUCAGGGCGGAAGUCUGCGCGUCCGCUCGGGGGCCGGAGCCGCUAGAUCGUCGACCUCAGCAGGGCGAAGGAGAGCGCCGCUCCGCUCGGAUCGUCGUGCCGUCCGGACCGCAGAGGACUGAUCACGCCCUCCUACAGCGAGACCAGCCGACAUGAGCAGCAGCUACUCGGUGUCCCUCCCUGGCCCUGCCCCCUGGGGCUUCCGGCUGCAGGGGGGGAAGGACUUCUGCAUGCCCCUCACUGUCUCCAAGCUGACAGACGGCGGAAAGGCGGCCGUGGCGGGCAUCGCCGUGGGAGACGUGGUGGUGUCAAUCGAAGGCCACGCCACCAUUGGCAUGACUCACCUGGAGGCCCAGAACAAGAUCAAGGCCUGCGUGGGGAACCUCAGCCUCGCCCUGCAGAGGGCCUCCGGGGUGUCGAAAGCGGCCGCAGUGGCUAAGGAGGAACCUCAGGAGAUCAUUAAACCGGUUCCUGUCAGCCACCCUCCUGCGGCCGCCGACUCCAGCAGCCCGGCUGCAGGUCCUGCCUACAACAAGACGGCCCGGCCGUUCGGUGGGGGGGCCUCUGUGAGCCCAGCUCCUUUCUCAUCUGCACCCAAAGUGGCUUCAAUCCCAUCAGCCUCUUCUGCCUUUACCCCUGCUGCCCCCACCUCCUCCCCUGCUGCCCCCACCUCCACCCCUGCUGCCCCCACCUCCACCCCUGCUGCCCAGCCCCCAUUCCCCAUCGGCGGUUCUGCAUCUCGACCCGCCGCACCACUGAGCUCCAGCCCGAAGCCCAGCCCUGGUCGCUCCACUCUCCCCCCUCCCGCCAGCACCUCUGGCCCUGUGGCCCCCCAGCCGUCAGUGUACAACACGCCAAUCAGCCUGUACUCCAAUGAGAAUGCCUGUGAGGUGGCUUUGGGCCAGAGGCGGGGCCUACUGGAGAAGCUGGGCGGAGCCGAGCACCUUAACGGGGCCUCGCGGAAGCCCGUGCCGGACCUGAAGGUGGAACCCCCGCACGGCCCGCCCCCGCACGGCCCGCCCCCGCACGGCCCGCCCCCGUCCGACGUGGGGAAGAAGCGCCUGGUGGAGGAUACGGAGGACUGGCACACCCGCAGCGGUACCUCCCAGUCACGCUCCUUCCGCAUGCUGGCCCAGAUGACCGGCACCGAGUCUGAAAAAGGCAUGGAGAACAUUGCUGUAAAGAAUGAGACGGUGGUCGAGCCCCAGCCCAGCACCCACCAUUCUUCUGCGUUGAAGGUUAUGACCAAAGCCCCUGCUGGCACCUCACGGAGCAGCCCUGCCGGAGCGGCGCAGGGCUUCAAACCCCCGUCCUGGCAGGGGGGCAGCCCAGCAGGUCCGGUAGCCUCCAAAGGUGUUGCUGAGAAGGGUCAGGUCACGGCCCUCCCUGGACGUGUCGGCCCCGGGGCCCCGAAGGGCCCUGUGUCGGACCGGCCCGUCCCCCAGCCGCACCCCAAGGACCAGGACUCACUGGUGCAGCAGGCCGAGCACAUGCCUGCGGGCACCCGUACGCCCAUGUGUGCCAACUGCAACAAGGUCAUCCGGGGCCCCUUCCUGGUUGCCAUGGGAAAGUCGUGGCACCCCGAGGAGUUUAACUGCGCACACUGCCACACUUCUCUGGCUGAGAUGGGCUUCGUGGAGGAGCGCGGCUCCAACUACUGCGCCCGCUGUUACGAGGAGUUCCUGGCCCCAGUGUGCACCCGCUGCCGGCAGAAGAUCCUGGGGGAAGUGAUCAAUGCUCUGAAGCAGACGUGGCAUGUACGCUGCUUCCUGUGUGUGUCCUGCCAGCAGCCCAUCCGUAACAACACUUUCCAUCUGGAGGACGGGGAGCCGUACUGCGAGCGGGACUAUUAUACCCUCUUUGGUACGAACUGCCAUGGCUGCGAUUUCCCCAUCGAGGCUGGAGAUAAGUUCCUGGAAGCUCUGGGAUUCACCUGGCAUGACACCUGCUUCGUGUGCGCGGUGUGCAGCACGAGUCUGGAGGGUCAGACCUUCUUCUCCAAAAAGGACAAGCCCUUGUGUAAGAAUCACGCUCACACGGUCAAGAUCUGAAGCUCACCGGCGACCAGGAAGCUAGCCGACGGGAGACUGGAAAAUCUUCACCAUUUUCACUAUGUUGCUUUUUUGGGUCUUUUGGUUUAGGGGGAUACUUCAUGUUUUUGCUAAUUCUGCUGUUGAUUUUGGCUGCGGAGAUUGACGUCAAACCAUUGUACGCGUUCCUGUAAUCACAAUAAACCUUUAAUUUUGUGGA